This is a messenger RNA of Symbiodinium sp. CCMP2456, 708 nucleotides long. Lineage: Eukaryota; Dinophyceae; Suessiales; Symbiodiniaceae. The record is from the annotation of a GenBank genome assembly.
AUGAUGUUUCUUGGAGGUGGCGGUCGCAUGGUGGGCCCGGCAUCAGUCUACUUUGGCCUGGGCCAGUUCUAUGCUGGGGGUGUGGAGAUGUGCGCACCGGUGGAGGACUCGCUUCGCUAUGCUCUGUCCUACAAGCAUCUCUUCAUUUCUCUUGCGACCCAAGUAAGGGCGCGACUGAUCCUUUGUGGGCACAGCUUUGGCGUGGCAUUGGUGCGAAGUGUAGCCCUUCAGCUUGCCUGCUGUGGCCUGGACGUCCGUUGCGUGAUAGCAUUGGAUCCACGAUGCAUAGACGCCACGGCCCUGGAGGUUCUUACAGCUCUCCCAAGGAGCUUGGCCCAGUCCUUGGCAGCCCCCCGCUACCGCCUGGAUGCCAUCGAGCUCGAGUUCGUGGCACCGCUCAGACCAUGUGGAGCCCUGCAGAGCCGCUCCUUCGUGGCAAUGCAGCGAGGACUCGCUGCAUCCUGGGACUUUCAGCUCUCGAGGCGCUGCGCCUGCCAUUUCCCCCACGCAGACCAUUUUGCCCUGCCUGACACACACGCCUGGGACGCAACCAAGCGCAUUCAAAGGCACGCCCGCUGCAGGCGGCGCGUGCGCCGCGCUGCCUCGGCGGAGUUCAUGGCGAUCCGAGGCCGUUUGGCAGCAUGCGAUCGGCUCAACGAGUUAGCCCGUUCUCGGAAAGAUGUACUUGCGAAGCCCCAGCAAAAAUGA